Ilex paraguariensis (yerba mate) is the source of this 1287-nucleotide messenger RNA. NCBI's taxonomy places the organism in Eukaryota, Viridiplantae, Streptophyta, Magnoliopsida, Aquifoliales, Aquifoliaceae. The record is from the annotation of a GenBank genome assembly.
AUGAGCUUCUCGAAGGCGAGGCAUGGAGGCACCGGUGCCCAUGGCGAUGCUAUUGUGGUGAUGGAGACUAGAACAUCUUGGGAAAGGGAUGACCCAACAGCGAUGGGCGACAAUAGAGUAGCUCAGCUAGUUAAUCGACUUCGUUGGAGUGGAGGACGACACCAGAGUGCCCCUGGCAAUAUUUUGCUACACCUUGCUGAACGAAGGAUCCUUCUCACUUCGUCUAAGCAGCUCAGUUCCAUGCAGGUUACAGGCGAUCAUCGACUGCAAUCGAGAAUUGAUUUUCUUGCGACUGCUGGACCUGCUGAUCUGCGCCUUUCUCCACCUUCUAGACAUUGUUCCAGCAUGACUGGGAGGGUGUUGGCUAGUACUGGGAAGGUAUUCUCUCUGCAUUGGACUGUAUUGAACUGCACUAAACUGAAGACUGGUGUGCAACUGGAGGGUCAUUUGUUGGGAUGCUGCUGUGCUGAAUAUGAGUAUUUUGUUCAGACAGAGCAGGAUUUGCUGAGAAUAGUUUCCCAAGCAAAGGCUCAUGAGCUGAACUGUGAGCAAAGGAGCAGCUGUGGUGUGAGAGGAUGCCUGCUUGACUGUGCUGGAGCUAGUUCUGUGCAGCUGUAUGGAUCAGAAGGUGCUAUUGGAUCAGAGGACUACAGGAGCUGCUAUAGUCAUUGUCAGCAUGGUACAAAAGAUUCAGGAUCAAAACAGGACAGCGAACAAACCCCUGGUAUACCCCCUGUAAACCUGAGUAUUCAGCCUACAUCAUUCAUUAGAAAAAACUUUGCUUCACUCUUCAAAAAACCCGCUGCUGUUCCAAUUCCUUCGGUGCCAUCUUCUUCUUCAAAUCCUUCAGGGCACACGGAAUAUCAUCAUUCCUUUUCUCCAUAUCCUUCGGCGGCCAAGGAGAAUCCCAUAUCUUUUUCUUCAAUUCCUCAGGUGCCCACGAAUGGCUUGUUAGCAGUUCAAAUCAUUGUGGAAUCUGACUCUCUCACUCUUGUUCAAAUGGUGAAUGGAUUAGCUGCAGUCCCAUGGAAAUUGCAAUAUUUACUGGAGAGAAUUAAAUUUUUGAUUGGAAUGUUGAAUUUACAAAUUCAUCACAUCUAUAGGGAAACUAAUGGCCUUGCUGAUUUUUUAGCUUCCUUUGCUGUCCAUAACAGAAGAGUUACUGAAUUCUCUGAUGGUAUUGGUUUACCUAAAGCUGGAAGGAUUAUUCUGCAGCAAGAUCAGAGUGGAUUACCUACUGUUAGAUUGAAAAGAAUGGUUUAUGAGCAAAGACAGGGUAUUGGCUGA